Brassica napus (rape) is the source of this 2323-nucleotide messenger RNA. Its product is annotated as nucleolin 1-like. Gene Ontology annotation, molecular function: nucleic acid binding. The record is from RefSeq and is a predicted model, not a curated record. NCBI's taxonomy places the organism in Eukaryota, Viridiplantae, Streptophyta, Magnoliopsida, Brassicales, Brassicaceae. The transcript has 3 exons. The coding region runs from base 1262 to 1750 and encodes 162 amino acids.
CGCAAAUACUUUGUAUGAUUUUAUCGGAGCACCAAGUGACGUUUAUGGGUUAUACCUGAGUUAGAUAGAGCACCAGACUUCACGGUGCUAUAUCUAAACCAGCAACCCAAGUACUGAUCAAGGAACUUCAACAAUCAUUUCACAGCAAAUUUGCAAGUCUUGACCGUCUGCAGUCUACAUCGACCAUCUCUAAAAUUUGUAGUUUAUUCCUCUCGGCAUGGUUUGGCUUUACAAAACUCGUUAUUUUAAUUCUCAAAAAAAAAAACUCGUUAUUUUACUAAAAAGUAGAAACAACGGGAGCAGUUGUCGGUAACCUAAAUAUAGAUAUUUAUUUGUUUAUUAUCAUUUAACCUACUUUUGCCCUGAAAAAGUAAAGGAUAUCCCGUCGCUCCUUCUAUGGUCAUAAUUUACGAUCCUUCCCUCUUCAUUACAAAAGCGUUCAAAUAAUUGGAGUGUACUACUAUUUGAAUACACAGAUUCUUUUUCUCGAAAACUAACAGAAAAUUAUUUAAUAAAAAUAGUGUAGUCGAUUAAUUCACUGUCGUGGACCCAUUGUCUCUUUUUAUUUUUUAUAUGGUUUUGGCUAUUAAUAUUCGCAAAAACAAUAUGGUCGCGUAUCGUGAUCAACAAACAUAGUCGAAAUAAUACAGUUUGAUAACAGUCUACUACGUCAGACAAAUAGCUUGACCCAGUGGGACAAGUACAUCAAAUCGGCCCAUAUAAUUCCUGGGCCUUAAAAUGAUUUAAUUUCAGUGAUUAACUUGAAAAUCAAUUCACGAGAAGUUUAAUCAAGGAUGUAACACAAGAAUAUUUUUCGACAUUCAUUAGGGUGUUAUUGUGUGUUCAGGAUGAAUAUUUAGAUCCCUUCUCCAUGGACGAAUACACCAGCGAAUCUUCUUCUCCAAUCACUCGGUUUCCUGUACCUAUGUUUUUGCCUAUGUAAGAAGAAUCUCUCAGAUUGAAAUUUCUGAUUUUAGGGGACGAGAUCAUGCGGUUUUGAUCUUAUGGAUACUGCUAAACGUAUCUUUGAGGAGCAAAGAAGACGGUCGGUCGAUGCUCUUUUUUGUAGAUUUUGUAUAUUUGUAAUCUUUCAUGUGUUCUUGAUUAUAUAUACUUUUGAUCUUAAUUAGGGUUAAGAUUUCCGUGGAGGGAUUCGUUACUUCGAUGAUUCCUGCAGUUGAUAUCGGGAAUGGGUUGACGAGUCAUUUCAGUUCAUGUGGACGAAUCUGUAAUCUUGACAUUCCCAGAGACCCUAUAACAAAUGUUGUCAACAGCAAAUGUUCCUUUUUCCAACUCUGCGGAGGAGAAGGCGGAAGAGAAGGCCUUGGCACUUGAUGGAACUGACAUGGGAGGGUGGAAUGUAACGGUUAAGGUGUUACCUCACGAUGAUCUUGAGUUUACCACCGAUCAGUUGGCUGCUAUGAGCAUUUCACACUUUAAGAAAACCAGGAGCGAAGGCGUUUCCGUUAGAGGAUAUGACAAUUCCCUUCCUUCGAAUGAUAUCAAGAGCGCUUUGACUAAGCAUUUCGCUUCAUGUGGAGAGAUAACUGAUGUUUUUGUUCUCAAAAGACGGGCUGUUAUUUACUUUUUCGGAUGGCAUGCAAUAAGUAAGGCGGUUGAACUCAGUGGAAGUAGCGUGGGAGGAUGUGAACUAGUUGUUAAGGCUUUGCCAGUACCUAAAAGAAACCUCGGCCCACCUCCUCCACCUAGUCUUCCUUUUUGGCUAUACUAUAACAGGUACAUUACAUAAAAUUUUGUUUUUGACUAUUACUGUCCCAAGUAAAACUACUUCUCAUGAGUUGGUUGGUGGUUUAUUUUUAGCUGAAUGUGUUUACCGUAGUUAGUAUCUAAUUCGGUUUGAUCAUAGGUGACAUAUUAGCUAUAUACACAGAUUCUUAUACGCCAGCAUCAAAUCUUACCGCAGUUUCAUGACUGUAUGUUUCCACCACAAUAAUUGGUGGUAAAGAGUUUCAAAUGAUGAUGUAGGCUUCUUGUAGAGCCAUGGCGAUAUUGACGGGGAUAGUGGGACCUAAACAUAGGUGACUCGGAACCGUUUAACAAAAGAUUAAUCGUGAUGUUUUAAUCUUUACUCUUAAACACAAUCAUACCUAUUCACAAAGACAUAAACUAAUGGGUAUUCUGGGUUUUAAGCAAACAUAAUUAAGUAACUUUUUGUUGUUGUUGAAACAAACGAUAAUAUAUACUAGAACGAUCCAAAUAAGAUGUUAGAUGUUGCCGUAAAUUUGCCGGUCAAAGCUCCCCAUGUAAGAUGUAUCAUGUACCCCCCACGCACUUCAACAACCAUCACUAGUCAAACCCAACA